Molecule: messenger RNA, 4685 nt
Organism: Phragmites australis (common reed)
Lineage: Eukaryota; Viridiplantae; Streptophyta; Magnoliopsida; Poales; Poaceae
Product: alpha-terpineol synthase, chloroplastic-like
Exons: 5
Coding region: 1019-2386 (455 amino acids)
Molecular function (GO): terpene synthase activity; magnesium ion binding
Source: RefSeq, a predicted model, not a curated record
UCAUGACACCCUUAGUUUUGAGAAUGUUAUAUCUAAUUUGUUAUCAAGGAGAAAUUUGAUAUUGAUUCUCAUUCCAAAGUUAAUAUUGAGGGUUAAUUAUUAGAGAUAUAUCAUCACAUAAAGGCACUUCUUCUAGAUCAAAGUCCAGAUCUAAAUCAAGAAAUCAUAAAUCCAAUUUUUUUUUGCCGUUAUUGUAAGGAAGACAAUCAUGAUAUUUCUCGGUACAUAAAGUUGAAAAAAGAAGAAGAAAUGAAUAAAUCUCAAAAAGAAAAAUCUUCUAAGGUAGUUUUGAUAAAAAUAAAUCUGAUGGUGAGGCUCUGAUCAGCACUACUAGUUUGAGGAAUUGAAUUGCUUGGAUUAUUGAUUCGGCUUUCACUCUUUUAUAUAUGACAACAUAAAGAGUGGUUUUUUACUUAUGAUCCUAUUGGUAGUGGUGAAAUUAUGUUGGUGAUAAGCCUCCACUUAAAAUUGCUAAAAUUAGUUAUGUUCAAAUUAAAACUCAUGAUGGUAUUGUUAGAACCUUUACAAAUAUUCACCACAUUUCCGGAAUAAAAAGAAAUCUUAUUUUUUUUGGGCCUCAUAGAAUCUCUGAGGUAUAAAUACGUUGGUGAAAAUGAUAUUCUUAAGUUCUGGAAAUAUAGUUGUAUAAAAGAUGUUCACAUAAUUUAAAAACUGUAGUUAUAUAAUUACUCGUGCAUGUCGUGCUCACGGUUACUAAGUAGAGACAAGGAAUGCAGGACUCGGGCAGCGGGAGCUGUACGAGGACAGGUUGGCCUGGAUGGGUCCAAUUUCUGUUGGAUACGUCGUUCACGUGGUAAAGGGGCCUCCUAGGACAUCCCUUCCAUAAAAAUAGUAACAAGGAUUUUAUAAUUUAAUAAAGCUUUUCUUGUAAACGAAAAAUGGUGCUCUGGGUGCUCUAUAUAAAUUAACCAUGGCAUUAUGAUAACAAGGAAAACGCAAGUGCAUAUCUGCAUAGUACCUUAGAUACCAAGUAGCAAGUUUUAAGAUACAAAGUAGUAUGAUGACAGCCUUCUCUCUGAAAUCACGGCAGUGCUAUGGGAGUUGUCUUCUUGCAACUGCUGCAUCACCACGACCAAGUAUUUUCUGGAGGUGGCGGCAGCAGCAGCAGUGCAAUUUUCACCCUUCUAUAUGGGGAGCAGUGCAAUUUUCACCCUUCUGGAGGUGGCGGCAGCAGCAGCAGUACUCGCAAGUGGAGCAACAGUCAGCACAAACAUUACAUUAUGAUAAUCGUGAUGAGAAGGUUGAUGAUCGCUUAGGCAAAAACCCUUGCAAUUUUCACCCUUCUAUAUGGGGAGAUUUCUUCCUUCACUACUCCAACCCAGCAGCUUCCUCGGAACAGCAGCAGACAUGGAUGGCAGAACGAGCUGAUAAACUGAAGGAAGAAGUGGCAAAAAUGAUAGCAAGUUCAGUUACUUGUAGCCUUCAUCAGAGGCUACAACUCAUCCAUGUGUUGGAACGUUUGUGCUUGGAUCACCUGUUCGAAGAAGAGAUUAAUGAUGCAUUGAUUCAAAUUAAGACUAACGAUGUCAGCGAUUGUGAUCUUCACACGGUAGCUAUGUGGUUUUAUCUGCUUCGUAAAUAUGGCUACAGAGUUAUACCAGACGUGUUUCUGAGGUUCAAAGAUGAAGAGGGAUGUUUUUUCACGAACAACCCGAUGGACCUAUUGAGUCUUUACAAUGCUGCGCAUCUCAGGACCCAUGGAGAGACGAUACUUGAUGAAGCCAUAUUAUUUACCAGAAGGUGUUUAAAAACAACAUUGCCCUCUCUGGAAGGAUCAUUAGCACGUGAAAUAAAAUGUGCACUAGAGAUCCCCCUACCUAGAAGGGUUAGAAUUUAUGAGUCAAAGUAUUAUAUCUCUACAUAUGAGAAAGAGGCUACGGUGCACGAAUCAGUACUGCAACUUGCAAAGUUGAACUCUAAUAUUAUGCAACUUCAUCAUCAGAAAGAGCUUAGAAUCGUUACAAGCUGGUGGAAGGAUCUAGAGAUUGAAUCAAGGUUCCCAUUUGCCCGAGAUAGAAUUGUAGAGUGCUAUUUAUGGAUGUUAGGAGUAUACUUUGAACCAUGUCAUUCACGAGGCCGAAUAAUGUUGACAAUGGUGAUUUCCAUUAUUGGCAUACUUGAUGAUAUGUAUGAUUCCUAUGGAACUUCAGAAGAGUGCGAGUUACUUACCAAGUGUCUAGAAAGAUGGGAUAAAAAAGCAGCCCAUGAUCUCCCGGAGUGCAUGAAAUUUGCGCUCGGGAAAAUCUUGGAUAGCUAUCAAACCAUUGAACAAGAGCUGGCACAUGAGGAGAAAUAUCGCAUGCCCUAUCUAAAAGCCUUUGUAAGUUACCUUUCCCAUCUUCAUAUUUCAUCAAUUUAUCAUUGAUUAUCGAAAACUGUGUAGUUACUGUCCAUAACGUAUAUUUAGUUAUCUGUAUAUUUGCAUGUAGUUAAGCUGAUGCUAUCCGGACACUACUUAAAAAAAAUAACCCUUCACUGUCGGCCCAUAAAGGAGUUUCACUGUCGGUUUUGGAACCGGCAGUGAGCAACAGACAGUGAUAGUCCUCGAUUAUUACUGUUGACCCGGGGACCGGCAGUGAAGGGGUUAUCACUGCCGGCUGAAGACUUCAGUCAGCAGUGAUAGUCGACUAUCACUGCCGGCUGAAACCACCACGCCAUCGCAAGUCACAAGUCACAAGUCAAGCAAUUUUUCGCACGUGCGGUUUAUGGCACUCAAACCUGGAACCUUUUAGCUCGCACGAUACGUUCUUACUAUCCCAUCAUAGAAUUACUAGUGAUAUCAUUAGCAUAGGUAAUCUUUUCAUCCAGUCCCCAGAUUCAUCAAGUCAGAUUAGUGUCUUGUGCAUAGGAAACUGCAUCUUUUUCAGAAUGGAGAACACACUGAUGAGUUAAGAACCAUCAUCUAGCGUGUCGUCACCGAACAGCUGGGCUGGAUCUGCAUCAUGAGGAGAAAAUGUACAAAAACUAUCAUCAUUAUCGGAUCCAAUAAUUAUUGAAGUAGACAAACUACUUCUUUCUUUCGGCAUGCAAGGCAUAUAUCCGAAGAAAAUUACAAUAAUUGCUAGUGCUGGAAUGGAAUUAUAAUGGUGAAGCUAUUUCUAUUCCUAAUAAGAGGUUUUAAUAUCUGAAAUGAGCUGAAACCAGCAAAGCAACCUAAUAAUUUUUAAAGGCAAACACAGCUAUACAUCAAGACAGAAAUGGAUUUGGCCUGAAGCAUGUUUAGUUCGAUCUGUGAAACCUGACACUCAUAGCUCAACAGAAAAGGCAAAAGGAAAACAAAAGCCUUUAUUCCAUCCUGUUUGCAACAGCUAGGAAGAAACUCGUACAUCAUCCUAAUACAGUAGUUCUCCUUUAUUCCAUUGCUCUUGAUCGAAUAAGUCCUAACAAGAAUAAUCUUUUCACAAAAGCCAAUAGUUGAAUACGUUCAUUAGAGGACAAGGUCUUAUGCUAGUACUCUGACAAUUUAGAAGAAAACAUCCUAUAAAUUCAACUUCCAAGUGAGGAAACUCUAGCCAAAAUAGAUAAUAUGAAUCCGAAAACAAAAUACAGGACAAGAGCAAUUGUCUGAGGAUGCAGAAAUUUGAAACAGACAGUUGAACAGACAAUUGUCUUAAUGUGACAGCAUAAUUCCUAAUUAUCAAUCAAUGAGCUAUUGAACAGACAAUGAUUCAUAUGAAGGAUAAGAUACAACAUCAUGUUUUGAGAAACCAAGUUCAAAUGUGCCUUUGUUUUCUUGUGAUGAGUGAUUGACAUUGUAAUUUAUUUGGUUUGAUGAUCUUCGGUUUUGCAUGAGCUUUGAUGUGAUUUGAAUUUAUUUGAGAUUUCAUUUGAGCAUAACGAUUAUGGACUAAUUGGAAUUGGAGUUGGAGAUAUGUGUUUGCUUGUCUCAUGGUGUGUAGGUGAUGGAUGCAACUUGGCGGUCGACGGCGGGAUGAUCAGGGCCAAGCGGAGUGCUUGGUGCCAGAUGAUCAAGGAGGCCGGGCGGAGUCAAGGGUGAUCCUAGCUAAACACGUGGAGGUCAAGCAAAGCAUUGAAGGUGGAUGAAGACGGCGUGUUGACAAAGUCAAGCGAAGGGGAAGUCGGUGCAAGUAACAAGGCGGCCCGAAGGAUCGGGAGCAGGAGAGACUUGUCGGCGGUCAUUAUCGCAUGACAGAGUACACGCGUCGAGAUCGAAGCGCUUGCUUAAGGUGUAAGCAAGACGGUGAGUCACGCUUUGAGAAGCGUGCAGGCGGUUUCGCGGUUUGGCCUCAAAACCGUGGGAGGACUGGAGGAGUAUGUGGCACCAUCGCGAAGCUUGCGUCGAGGCGAAGCUAAGUCAUGAAGGCGCCGCGGCCGUCCGAUGAAUGGAGGAGAAAAUAGACUAAAAUGCCCUCGGUGGUAGGUAGGAGUGCACUACAAGAGAGGGGUAUUUUGGGGAAAAGCUAGGAAACUUAAGGACCAAGUUUCCUAGGUCUAUAAAUAGAGGGGUAGGGCUAGAGAGAGCUUUGAACCAGCCACUUGAGCCCCCUUGUACCACUCAUUUGAGAGCCUUAGAGCUAGGUUUUUAGAGGAGAGAAGGAUGAGUGCUUAGCCUAUGUAAUAGGUGAGAGUUUUGAGAGAUAAAUCUUUGUAAUCCGCCUAAAAUAGAACUGACCUCUUUGAGUAAUUAAGUUUAUGUUUUUGCA